This is a messenger RNA of Pecten maximus, 2100 nucleotides long. RefSeq names its product WD repeat-containing protein 70-like. The coding region runs from base 59 to 2035 and encodes 658 amino acids. The record is from RefSeq and is a predicted model, not a curated record. NCBI's taxonomy places the organism in Eukaryota, Metazoa, Mollusca, Bivalvia, Pectinida, Pectinidae. Gene Ontology annotation, biological process: regulation of DNA double-strand break processing. The transcript is spliced from 16 exons. Gene Ontology annotation, molecular function: protein binding. Gene Ontology annotation, cellular component: site of double-strand break; nucleus.
GCUUCUUUCCUUUACAAAGGGCCGAUCCAUCAAACGCUCAUUUGACUGAGAUUACAACAUGGAGGACGACGAAGAAAAAAUGGAAUCUCUCCGUGGAAAGGAAGGAAAGGAGAAAAAGGCUCGCACAUUUGACUUCAUGGCAAUGUUUCAGGAAGCCCGCCAAACUGCCAUUGAAAGAACAAAAGACAACAUAGACACCAUUCCUCCAGAUAUAGAAGCAUUAAGUGUGAGUAAGGAACAGAAAUCAAGAAAAGAAUCAAGUUCAUCAUCUGGUAGUGACAGUAGUGAUGAUUCCGACUCAGACUCUUCUAGUUCUGAUGAAAAAUCCAAGUCUAAAAAAGGUAUAUCCAAUAAAAAGACAACUGCGUCAGAUUCUGAUGAGGGUGAUAUAGGGCCUCCACUUCCUCCAGGUAUGCUUGUCCCAGACAAAACAAAGAAAAGUGAUAGGGAGGAUGAUGAUGCCAUAGGCCCACCCCUUCCUCCUGGUAUGAGUGGAGCGGAAAGAGACUCUGAUGAAGAUGAUAGUGAGAAUGAAGAAGAGGAGAGUUUGGUCAGUAAAAUUCCAUCCAGCCAUGAAAUUGUGUUAAACCAUGGAGUUAAACCUGUAUCUGCCCUAGCGUUGGAUCCUUCAGGGGCGAGACUGGUAACUGGAGGGGUUGACUAUGAAUUGAAGUUUUGGGAUUUUGCUGGAAUGGACACAUCAUUACAAUCUUUUAGAUCAAUCAGACCUUGUGAAUGUCAUCCUAUCAAGCAGUUACAGUAUAGUUCGACUGGUGACACUAUUCUGGUGGUGUCCGGUAACAACAAAGCUAAGGUGCUAGAUCGGGAUGGCUUUGAGAAGAUGGAGUGUGCAAAGGGAGAUCCGUAUCUCUUAGAUAUGGCCAACACAAAGGGACAUUCAGCCAUGUUGAACUCUGGGUGCUGGCAUCCUAAAACAAGGGAGGAAUUUAUGACUUGUUCCAAUGACUGCACUGUUCGGCUAUGGGAUGUGAAUAUGGAAGGAAAGAAGCACAAGCAAUGUCUCAAACCAAGGACUCAGUUGGGUCGUAAAACUGUUCCUACAACUUGUGCCUACAGUAAAGAUGGCCGCUGGGUAGCUACAGCAUGCCAGGAUGGCUCUAUUCAGAUCUGGGACCAUAAUAAAUCGUUUGUUAAUGUUUCCAUGGUGAACAGAAACUGUCACACAAAUGGCAGCGAUACAUCCUGUCUCUGCUUCAGCUACUGCGGACGGAUACUAGCAUCAAGGGGAGGGGAUGAUACUCUCAAGACCUGGGAUAUCCGUAACUUCAAGAAGCCACUCAAUGUUGUGAAUGGACUUGACAACUUCUUCUCAUUUACAGAUUGUGUUUUCAGUCCAGAUGACCAAAUGAUUGUCACUGGGCUCUCUGUCAAGAAGAAUUCUGGCAAGGGGAAGUUACUCUUUUAUGAACGCAACACACUAACCAAGUUAUCAGAACUUGAAAUAUCUGACACGAGUGUAGUGCGAUGUUUGUGGCACCCAAAGCUCAAUCAGAUGGUCGCCGGCUGUGCAGAUGGACAAGUCAGACUUUUCUACGAUCCCCAAAAAAGUCAGCGGGGUGCAAUGUUGAGUGUUGUGAAAUCAGAAAGAAAGAGUCGACAAAUCAAAGUGAUGACUACCCAACAAAUUAUAACACCAUAUGCCCUGCCAAUGUUCCGUGAGGGUCGCCCAACCAGUACACGCAAGGCAGAGGAAAGGGUGAGGAAAGACCCUGUCAAAUCCAGAAGACCAGAUCUCCCUAUCACUGGGCCAGGUGAAGGUGGUCGUGUUGCCCAAAGAGGAGCAACUCUUUCUCAGUAUGUGGUCCAGAAUCUUGUUCUUAAAAAACCUGAUAAAUAUGAAAAUGAUCCAAGGGAGGCUAUUCUUCGUCAUGCCAAAGAGGCAGAGGAAAAUCCAUUUUGGGUGGAACCAGCAUACAAAAAAAAUCAACCUGUCAGGAUAUUCCAAGAGGUAGAGGAAGAGCAGAAGAGUGAUGAUGAUGAUGAGCCAUUGUGGAAGAAAACAAAACUAGGAUGAUACUGUUUUCUUGUUUACAUCUUUUAUUUUUGUAAAUAAAUAAAUAAAUGUGAUAUAAAGAUCAA